Salvia splendens (bonfire salvia) is the source of this 729-nucleotide messenger RNA. RefSeq lists its product as uncharacterized. The coding region runs from base 1 to 729 and encodes 242 amino acids. The transcript has a single exon. The record is from RefSeq and is a predicted model, not a curated record. Lineage: Eukaryota; Viridiplantae; Streptophyta; Magnoliopsida; Lamiales; Lamiaceae.
AUGGCUGAACAGGAAGUACAAGAGGCGAUGAUGAAGUUUGAGCUAGAUCCCUCCUCACAGGCCCUUCGAAUGGAGAUGAAUAAAACAACAACCGAGUAUCUUUUAAGACUUAAGAUGGAAGAAGAUUUUUGGAGACAAAAGGCGGCGGUUAAAUGGGUGGCAGAGGGAGAGAGAAAUACAAGGUUUUUUCAAGGUUGGGUGAAACAAAAAAGAACCAAAACUAGAAUACAUAUGAUAGAAGAUCUACUAUCUUCGGAUGUGGGCGAGCUUGGUGAGCUGGAGCUGGAUAGUUUAAACUCUCUUCCCCCUGAUGUUGAGAUGGAAGCCUUAGAGCGAACUCUGGAUAAAGAGGAGGUUAGGAAGAUUGUUUUUGACAUCAGUACAAAUAGUGCUUCGGGGCCGGAUGGAUACUCAUCAUUAUUCUUUCAGGCCUGCUGGGGGAUUAUUAGAGCAGAUGUGGUAGAAGCAGUGGUGGAAUUUUUUCAUGGUGUGCCAAUCCCAAGAGGAAUUGAAGCUACAAUACUUAUAUUAUUGCAAAAAAAGAGAAAUCCUACUAAAUGGUUGGAAUUUAGACCGAUAAGUUUGUGCAACGUCAUGAAUAAGAUUAUAUCUAAACUGCUUGCUGUGAGAAUGGCUCCUCUACUGCCCAUGAUCACAGUCCCGAAUCAAAGUGGCUUUAUCAAGUUCUGUUGGCAAAGGAACUGUUCCAUGAAAUCUGGAAAGGUGUGA